This is a messenger RNA of Capronia epimyces CBS 606.96, 828 nucleotides long. RefSeq lists its product as uncharacterized. The record is from RefSeq and is a predicted model, not a curated record. Bases 1 to 828 code for a protein of 275 amino acids. NCBI's taxonomy places the organism in Eukaryota, Fungi, Ascomycota, Eurotiomycetes, Chaetothyriales, Herpotrichiellaceae. The transcript is spliced from 3 exons.
AUGCCACAAUUGGCCGAGGCGAUAAGUAGGGAAGACGACUGGACUGGGACCAAGGACGCCGCAGUACGCAGACGGGUACAGACUAGACUCAACACAAGGGCAUACCGAAAACGCAAAGCCCUAGCAAAAAAAGCCGAAGUAUCCAGUGCCACAGCUGGGACACUAAUCAAACCAGAAGCUCUGGUGGAGUGCUGGGAUAUUGAGCAGCAGUCCGUGUCCAUCGUCCCAGCAUCCCGUAUUCAGCAACUCUACAAUGCAAGAAACCCAUUGCUGCCAGAUAAAUCUAGAAAACAGCAGUUCAAAAUGGUGUUUCCCCUCUGUCCAGACCACCUUAUCAUACUGCUCCAAUUCAACGCCCUCCGGGCCCUGGCCGUCAACCGUACUCUAAUAUCAGGAAUCCUCGUCACACCGCUCGACUGUGCUGAGGAAGUGAUCCAUAUUAUCCCCUACCCUACCAAGCCUGAACUGGUCCCCUCGACACUCCUGCCCACCACCCUUCAACAAACGGUACCACACGGCGACUGGAUCGACUUAUUCCCGUGUCCCGUCGGACGAGACCACCUGAUCCGAGCCAUCGGUACCUUCGACGAAGACGAGCUGUGGGCCGACUGCAUCGGUGGGCUGUACGAGGGCUUUCCCGACGACGAGGUUAAACGACGUGGCAUGAUUGCGUGGUCGCCGCCCUGGGACAUCGCAGGGUGGGAGAUGUCGGAAGGGUUUCUAAGGAAAUGGGGGUGGUUGAUUGGCGAUUUGCCCGGGGCUUUGAAGGCAACAAAUCAGUGGCGGAUAGAGAGAGGCGAGGAGCCAUUUGUUCAUGAAACUGUGUGA